Messenger RNA from Melampsora larici-populina 98AG31, 2643 nucleotides. RefSeq lists its product as uncharacterized. The record is from RefSeq and is a predicted model, not a curated record. Lineage: Eukaryota; Fungi; Basidiomycota; Pucciniomycetes; Pucciniales; Melampsoraceae. The transcript has 2 exons. Bases 1 to 2643 code for a protein of 880 amino acids.
AUGCUUUUUUGGAACAUCCUCUCUUUUUGCGUAUACCUUUCUUUGCUUCGAUAUAACCAGGCGACCCUAGAAAUCCAAAUUAAUUCUCCACACCACGGAAUACAGGAUGUUCCGCAAUCACAUCAGGAUGACUCCAGGAAUUCGAUUGGUCCUGAAAAUCGCCUCCUAAAGAGGGACUUCUUGCAUUUCGACAGUGAAAUGAGACACGUUAUAUCUCCACAGCCCUUCCACCCGGAAGCUUUUGAACCGACAGUAAAUGGCCUCCAACACUCCGGAACAGGAGCAUCAGACUUGCACUUAGAACAUGCCCUUUCUCCCACAACAGAAGAAUGGAUGUCCUUGCUAUUGCAAACGGAUGAGCCUUCCCCACAUUCUACUCCUCCUGCCCAAACCGCAACAUCUCAUGCAUCUCCGUCAAGAUUACAAAGCAGCAAUUCUAUAGCCAGUCCAGAACUCAUGAUAACCCCCCCAACACUCAAGAGAAAAUUUCCUUUCGCAAUCCCAGUGAACGAUGACGGUUCAGAACUUGUACGACAUCCGGGUCAGAAACAUCAGGAUUUCGCUAGAAAGAUAACCGACGCUUUCAUUCAAUCUGAGGCUUCUAGUUACGACAUGAAAUCUAUCGCACAGGCUUACUUCAGAGCUCAGGAACGUGAAGAUGUCAAUCCAGAAAAUCGCCUGCCUGGCAAUUUCUUUGGAGAAGCUUUUGUACACUCUGCUGAUGAUCCCCCACGCUUAAAGAGAGCGCUAGGCGAGGCAAACAUCGAUAUGAUGAUUUUCUACGCGCCGGAAGAUUUCCACGGGCUGAUGGACACAUGGACGAAGCAAGGCUUGAAUAGUGACGGGGAUUUCUUUGAAGACCUCAAAAAUGAAGUUGAAGACGACUUCGCCCGUGGAAUAUACUCUGAACCACUCGUGAACGAGGCAUUAUCACUUUCUCAAUUCAUCGGCGAUGUGAAGAAACGGUUGAGCAGACAUGUUCCUUUGACCUACAACUAUGAAGUAAUGAUCGAAAUGGCAAAAGCAACCGAGUUCUGGUCUUCCACCAGAAUCUUUACCGAAAGUGAAGCUCUCGACGCCUUAGAAAAACUCAAUCAACUACUUCGCAGCGAUCCUCUCACUUAUUUUAUUGCCGAGAAUUGGCUCAAUGAAUUCUCCGUCCCCCGAGGUCGCUGGAGUUUGAAGAUAAAACAUCUGAAAGAGCUCGAAACAAAGGCUUCUGAUAGGAUAUUGCAAGCCAUUGCCUACUCUACGGACAUCUCGCCGCGAGGAGUAGCAGGCGACGAGACUUUCAAUGCAGCUAUGUUGGCAGGAUUUAAUGCAAAAAAUGCGUGGAAACAGCUGGCUAAACUACCACAGAAAUCACCAUUCAGAUCACAGCUGUUGAAGGCCUUGAAUGAGUGGGACUUGUUGACGACAGGUAAAUUGAUAUCAUUGAAGAAUAAGGUUUUUCUUGAUGCAGCUGUAAAAUACCAUUCGACAGUAGUGACUCUGAAAGCUUUUCGCAGGAAGGACAUCACUGGAGCAGACUUGGCUUUAUCUACAUGGGUCGCGCUUCACAACACUGAUCUUUCCAGGGAUACCAUAGAGAAGACUUUAGAGAAACAGGUCCCAAAUUUAUCCCAGGCCAACAGAUUAUUACAGCAAGGGGCAUCUGCCAGACUCCAACUUCAAAGCUUAGUGGCCAUCGUAUUCCCUUGGGCGUAUGAGCGCUAUUAUGCGUUGCCUACGAUGGGUCAUGAAAAUGAUUUCUCUGUGGCAGCUUCGACAUUUUUGAUAAUGAGAAAGCGACUCAACAACGUCUUAAGAUUUUCUCCUGAAGAAAAGAUUAAAUUCAAAACCGAGCUAAUAGAAUUUCUCGGUACUGAAAAUUAUGACCAAAGGAUGAAACAGAUUAUUCAAAUCUCAGAUGAAAUAAGACAUGCUAUCAACAUGAGAAAUAUGCAAAAUUUAGCCGCACAAGAAGGACUCGAAGUGGCAUCACGUAAGCAUUGGUAUCAUUACCUAAAGCAUUUAAAUAGACUUCAUCAACAGCGUCCUGAAACCUUUGAGCGGCUAGGAGAACUUUAUAGAAGCUUUUCAGAGGUCACAAAAAAUCGGAUGCCUCCAUUCUCAAUGAAUCAGUUCUAUACUUAUAUCAACCAUUGUGCAUAUCUGUAUAUUGAGGAAUUAUUUCAUUCCGGAAUUUCACUCGAGACUGCUGCAGAACUAACAGCCGCGAAUUGGAACCUAUUCAAAGCCAUCGAGGAUGCAAAUGAGCACAUCUUAUCCGUCAUCCAAGCACGAUUCCCACCGGAGUCAGAUGCGAAGGCAGUUUAUGUACUAACGCAAGGUAUACGAAGAAAGGCUGCUGAAAACUACGAAGGACUCUUGCGCUGGAGAGAAAAGUAUAACGUCUUAACUCAAACGAUGUCAAAAGACUUUGUGAAGUAUAUUCAAGAAAUUGAUUCUGAAGUGAUAUCGAUUUCUGAUGUCGAUUUCGAAGAAAAGGGAUACCCAGGUUAUCCUAUAAUAACUGCAAAGGUACACAAAGCUCCGCCGCAUUUCCAAUUGACAAGAAUGGUACAAAACACUCUGGGACCGAACUUCUUUUCCAACAGAAAAUAUCUCCUCAUGCACCGUCGCAAUAAUAGCAAGAACUAG